Messenger RNA from Alternaria conjuncta, 372 nucleotides. RefSeq lists its product as uncharacterized. NCBI's taxonomy places the organism in Eukaryota, Fungi, Ascomycota, Dothideomycetes, Pleosporales, Pleosporaceae. The transcript has 2 exons. The record is from RefSeq and is a predicted model, not a curated record. The coding region runs from base 1 to 372 and encodes 123 amino acids.
AUGCAGCUCACCACUAUCGUUGCCUUCCUUGCGGCCGCCGCUAGUGCCGCUCCUGGUACACUGUCUCCACGGGCAUCUGGAAGCGUGCGCGCACGUUUCUAUAACGAUGGCGGCUGCGGUAGCAACGGCAAUGAUAUAGCUCAAGCUGAGUUGAUCCUCACGUCAACCAAUGUUACAGGCAAGGCAGGAUGUCGGGACUUGACCAUCGGGCCAUACCCUGCUGUAUUCUUCGAUCAGAGCACUCUGGAUCCGAACACGAAGAUUGCGGACAACUUGGACCAGACCCCUGGAAACAGGAUUGACAUUGGGCCACGGGACGCCAUGACCGGAUGCAAGUCCUUCACUGUGCUUUCCUACCUUACUUUGCCGUAG